CAGGCGCCGCUACGGUCGCGCCUGAAGCGCCUUAACGCCCUCGCCUCGUGAGUUUCGCCGUGGAAUUUGUGCCUCUGGGAUUAGUGAGAAAAAUCUUUCCAAGAAGCUUUCGCCGUAGAAUUUGUGCUUUGAAGAGAUAUCAAGGAUUUGGAUCCCGAGACUUCCGUCGUUCCGAAUUUUCGUUCGAAUCGUCUUCGUUUCGAAUUUCGCCACGAGGCGCCGCUACGGUCGCGCCUGAAGCGCCUUAACGCCCUCGCCUCGUGAGUUUCGCCGUGGAAUUUGUGCCUCUGGGAUUAGUGAGAAAAAACUUUCCAAGAAGCUUUCGCCGCAGAAUUUGUGCUUCGAAGAGAUACCAAGGAUUUGGAUCCCGAGACUUUCUACGUUCCUGCCAAUGCAAUGGCUCAGGGGCUGGUAAAAACUCGUUGAGCCCAAAACGCUUCUGACUUUUGAUGACCCAAGGUCCAGCAGCGAGUCGCCCCACCCGAGAAGAGGAUGCGUCUUCCAGGAGAGGGUCUCGAUCAGAUCUGGCCCUAAGACCCGGUGAGACUCUCCGAUGGUCCGCGGCCUCAUUGGUGACCGUGAGAUUAGAUAGGUUUUAUCUGCGGAUAACCGAGAGCGGCUGACCGGAAAAGUGAGUGCGGAGGUGGCCGGGGGUCGGCCGGCCGCGAGAGUCGCCACAGUCCAGGGUGCACAUGCCGAAGAGACGGAGACACUCGGACUCAGCUGCAGGGACGACAGUCGAUCGACAUGAGGCCCUGGUCCGACAAGUCCUUUGUCAUCGCCUUCCUCGGGCUCGUCCUCGUCGUCCUCGGGGCCUCCUGUCUCUUCUUCUGGCCCCUGCUCUUCGGCGCCAUCAUUCAACAGGGAUUAUCCUUAUCGCCGGAAUCGAGGAGCUUCGAAAUAUGGAGAAACACCGGCCAGAUCCCUCUGCACUUGGAGUUUUACUUUUUUAACUGGACCAAUCCCGAGGAGCUCAAAGUCCCCGGAACAAAGCCAAUUGUCGUCCAAAGAGGGCCAUACACUUUUAGGGAGGAACGGCAGAAAAUCAACAUUACCUUCCACCCUGAAAACAAUACCGUGAGUUACUUACAAAGGAGGUUUUGGUACUUCGACCAGUCGAGGAGUAAUGGAACCUUGCAAGACAACAUUACACAGCUCAAUGUUGUGGCGGUGUCAGCCGUCCACAAGGUGCGAUACUGGUCCUACUUUAUGCAGAAUUCCCUGUCGUUCAUCUUGUCAAAGUUUCCUGCACUUUUCGUUACCAAGACAGUGGACGAGCUUUUGUUUACCGGAUACGAAGAUCCGAUCAUCAAUAUGGGAAAGCUCGCAGCCAGCGAAGAAGACAUUCCGCCCUUUGACCGAUUUGGAUGGUUCUACAAGAGAAACGGCUCCACGGAAUUCGAGGGGCACUACAACAUGGAGACGGGCCAGGACGACAUCAAGAACAUCGGGACCCUGAAGUACUGGAACUAUAGAGACACCACGAAAUUCUACAGGAGUCCUUGCAACACCGUCGAAGGAAGUGCCGGUGAAUUUUGGCCUCCAGGCAGGACGAAGGACGGCGACAUCAAUUUGUUCAGUCCCGACCUGUGCAGAACGGUGACUUACGAGUAUGUACGUACGGUCACUCAUCAGGGCAUCGAGGGGUACCAGUACGCCAUAGGGAACAAAACGCUGAACAACGACACGAAGAGGCGAUUCCCCCACGAGCAGGCCAAGUACUUCGAGUCGACGACUUUGAGGGAGGACUUCUUCGACACGGAUUAUUCGGGAGAGUCGACGGAUCCUCCGGAAGACCCCGACGUGGCGAACAUCGGACAAUGCUACUGCAACGGGGAAUGCAGUCCAUCCGGACUGAUGAACAUCACUUCCUGUCGCUUUGGGGCACCAGGAUUCGUCAGUCUUCCCCAUUUCUACAACGCCGAUCCGAUGUUGCUGGACCAGGUCGUCGGACUCUACCCCAGGGAGGAGAACCACAGCUUCUAUAUAACCCUGGAGCCGACCACGGGGAUCCCCAUUGAUGUGGCGGCCAGGCUCCAGAUUAAUAUUCUCCUCCAGCCGUCGAGCACUGUCACGCUCUUCAAGGAUGUGCCCAGGAUCUACUUCCCCAUGUUCUGGUUUAAUAUGAGAGCUGGGGUCACCGAAGACAUGGCGUUGUCCCUGAGGUAUCUGUUGAUGUUCCCCAGCAUCGGUCAUUAUGCCAGUGGCACCAUGAUGAUUCUGGGCUCGGUCAUCCUUUUAGCUCUCUCAAUCAUGUAUUACCUGAGAAAAGCUCGGGUGAAUCACGCUACGGUUAGCAGGAGAUCGGCGGAUCCCUCGGAAAAGAAAACCGAGCUCGUUUACAUGGAUCGAAGAAAUUCGAACGACGACUACCACACUCGUAGGGAUCGUCAGCUGUAUCCGAAGCUUUGAAAUCAUUUUGGGAAAAUGGUUUCCUUAUCAUUCACCGGUCCUCGAUUACGGGGAAAGGUCGAUCGCGACUCGCGUCGACCCAUCGAAAAGACGAGACGGAUUUCCGUCUUCGGCCAUUUUGUCACAUUCAAGACUGGUAAUGGGAAAUUUUUCCGAGGUCGUUGCAACUUCCGCUGCAAUUCGCGGCUUCUCAGAGAUGCAGGGUAAAUAGGCGGCCAUCGAUUUUCAGAUGAGACCAAUUUGAAGGGGAAACUUUCCCGUAGGUUUCGGUCGGUCCUUCGGAUGUCGGAAGUCAUUCGUGAAAUUAUUCGAGAUUACUCGCGAAUAGGUGCUGUCACCUGAGAGCGGUAAAUACGGAAUUCAAGAUUUUUCCUUGGAUUCUCGCUACUUGCCAGUAGCCGGUAAUUUACAGAGAUCUGAGUUAUCGACAGCACCUUCGACGUUCCGAUACGCCCUCGUAAAUGAAACAUUAGAUAUCUUUAUAAAUAUCACAUACGUAUAAAGUACUCGAAUACCUAAUACGAGAUUUUGCAAAAUUUAUCGAUUUUCUACAUGAAAAAAAUCUGAAAUUUUUAAACAUUCUUAGUGAAUAUAUGAAAGGAUGUAUAUACAUCGGUAUAAAAAUCUCAGGAGGCAUGAAGGCAAUAUUUUUUUAUACUCGAAGCACUCGCUGAAAUUCACCGGAUCUUUCCGAUAAUCCUGAGACUCUCACGUAGGUUUCAUAUCUUCGUUACUGUUUUAUAUUCUUAAUGUCUAUCGCAUAGUAAUAUUUUUAAUCUCGUUUUCACUUAUCCUAGAUUAUAGACUAUUGUUUUACGUUAGUAAGGGUUACCUGACUCCAACUCCUUAUUUCAGCCCUUUAGUAUAAUUUCCUCCCAUGAAAAAAAAAAAGAAAAAAUUCCUUUCCAACUUUGUUUCACGCAGCUAAUUCAUUCCCAAACUGCAAGACAAUGGCCUUAAGGUUGUCGCAAAGUCCGCGCCAUUUUGGGAGAUUUUUGUACCUAAACUUGAAGGUGGCUUCCGCAAAGUUGAUAAGGUUCCUCAAGCUCUGUUAACGAGGGUCUAAUUAAAGUUAUAGACUAUGACGUAGGCGGGUCCGAUUUCUCGCAAUAAUUUGUGCCAAAUAGUCGACAUACUGACAAUACAGAAAGCAUUCCGAGAAUCGAAGGCCUUUGAUUUUCACAUUAAUCGAGAUAUUCUCGCAUCGGCGAGCAAGUAGUUUCGAGGCGGACAUGUGAGAGACAAUUAUUUCCAGUCAAUGAACAAGAGAGUAUGAAUGUGUGUACGUCCGACUCAAUAUGGACAUUUUAUAUUGCGCUUUAAUAAAAUCUUAUAAUUUUUAA
Orussus abietinus is the source of this 3755-nucleotide messenger RNA. RefSeq names its product protein croquemort-like. The coding region runs from base 748 to 2412 and encodes 554 amino acids. Gene Ontology annotation, cellular component: membrane; cytoplasm. NCBI's taxonomy places the organism in Eukaryota, Metazoa, Arthropoda, Insecta, Hymenoptera, Orussidae. Gene Ontology annotation, molecular function: scavenger receptor activity. The record is from RefSeq and is a predicted model, not a curated record. The transcript is spliced from 10 exons.